GCGCGCGGAGGGGAGGCGGGCUCAGGGCUCUGGGAGGGCGUGCACGGCGAGGGGCGCAUGCAGGGCCCUGGCGCCGCGCUGCUCCGGAGAUCUGGGGAGCUGGAGCCCGCGCGCCGGGGCUCGGCGGUCUGGUUCAGCCACGAGCGCCCCGGGGGGGCACUGCCUCCGCAGCCGCCCGAGCCGCACACCAGUUCCCCCGUCUCGUGGCCCUGGGUGCGCCACUCUGAGUUCCGGCCGCCCAAGAAGCUGCGGUGGCCCGCGCACGCCUCCGCCCGGCCCGAGGAGGUUCGCGCAGGCGGCAAAUGUCGGGCCACCGGCUCCGCCUCUGCGCGCCGCCUACGCGGUGCCUCCGAGAAGCUCGACCAAGGCACCCAUGCCCAGGGCACUGCGGACCCCCGCCCCCUCGAUCCCCGGCCCGCCCAGGCACUGGAUGAUCCCCCGCCGUCGGACGGUUCCCUUGUCCUCUGGCGAGGAUUGUCCAAGACGCCUCACCACAUGGGCCGGCUCAGGAACGCCAAGAUCCACGUGGAGAGAGCUGUCAAGCAGAGGAAGAUCUUUAUGAUUCAAGGCCACUACCCUGUGAUCCGGUAUCUCUUGCGCAGGAGGGGCUGGGUGGAGAAGAAGAUGGUCCACCACGCUGCCACCACCCUGCCGCCACCCCAGAAAGAUCUAGAUAGCUCAGUGGUGGGUGACAGCGACACCACUGAGGAUGAGGACGACGAUGAGGAUGAAGAGUUCCGGCCACCACAGCUCUUCGACUUCGACGGUUUACUGGAAUUUGAUGACUUAGAUGGAACACACGCUCUGAUGUCCCGUAUGGUCCGGAACGAGCUCCCCUACUUCAUCUGGACCACUCGGCGGGAUGUGCUGGACUGCCGCUUCCUCGCGAAGGAUCAGAUGAUAAACCACUACGCUCGGGCUGGCUCCUUUACCACCAAGGUGGGUCUAUGUCUCAAUCUCCGGAACUUGCCGUGGUUUGAUGAGGCUGAUGCCGACUCCUUCUUCCCACGCUGCUACCGCCUGGGAGCUGAGGAUGACAAAAAAGCUUUCAUAGAGGACUUCUGGCUGACAGCUGCCCGCAACGUCCUCAAGCUGGUGGUGAAGUCUGAAUGGAAGCCAUACUCUCUCCGGGUAGAAGAGGAGGAGGCCUCAGGAGACAAGCAGUCAAAGAAACAAGAGAAAAGGCCAGCGACGGUGUCCUCCCAGUUUGUGGACGAAGCUCUGUGUGCGUGCGAGGAGCACCUUAGCAACCUGGCCCACAUGGACAUCGACAAGGACCUGGAGGCCCCGCUGUACUUCAGCCCUGAGGGCUGGUCCGUCUUCCUCCACCGCUACUACCAAGUAGUCCACGAGGGGGCAGAGCUCAGGCACCUGGACACCCAGGUCCAGCGCUGUGAGGACAUCCUGCAGCAGCUCCGGGCCGUGGUGCCCCAGAUGGACAUGGAAGGGGAACGCAACAUCUGGAUCGUGAAACCAGGAGCCAAGUCCCGCGGACGAGGCAUCAUGUGCAUGGACCACCUGGAGGAGAUGCUGAGGCUGGUGGACUGCAACCCCAUGAUGAUGAAGGACGGCAAGUGGGUGGUGCAGAAGUACAUUGAGCGGCCCCUGCUCAUCUUCGGCACCAAGUUCGACCUGAGGCAGUGGUUUCUGGUGACUGACUGGAACCCACUUACCGUGUGGUUCUACCGUGACAGCUACAUCCGCUUCUCCACCCAGCCCUUCUCCCUGAAGAACCUGGACAACUCGGUACACCUGUGCAACAACUCCAUCCAGAAGCACCUGGAGAACUCGUGCCAUCGGCAUCCACUGCUGCCCCCCGACAACAUGUGGUCCAGCCAGAAGUUCCAGGCCCACCUACAGGAGAUGGGGUCCCCCCACGCUUGGUCCACCAUCAUCGUGCCUGGCAUGAAGGCUGCCGUGAUCCACGCGCUCCAGACCUCCCAGGACUCCGUCCAGUGCCGGAAGGCCAGCUUUGAGCUCUACGGUGCCGACUUUGUGUUCGGGGAGAACUUCCAGCCCUGGCUGAUUGAGAUCAACGCCAGCCCCACCAUGGCACCCUCCACGGCCGUCACUGCCCGGUUGUGUGCUGGUGUCCAGGCCGACACGCUGCGCGUGGUCAUCGACCGGCGGCUGGACCGCAGCUGCGACACAGGAGCCUUCGAGCUCAUCUAUAAACAGCCUGCUGUGGAAGUGCCCCAGUAUGUGGGUAUCCGGCUCCUGGUCGAGGGUUCCACCAUCAAGAAGCCCAUGGCGCUGUGUCAUCGGCGGAUGGGGGUCCGCCCAGCACUCCCUCAUCUGCUGCCUCAGCGAGGCUCUGGGGAAGCCCCUUACCACCCCGCCAGCCUCCACUCCAAGGCCCGGCUGCCUUCUCCCCGCGUGCUCCGACCCCAGGGGCGGGGCCUCAGACUGCAGUACAGCAAGCUGGUGGGCGCUAAGGCCCUGUCGACCACAGGCAAGGCCUUGAUGACUCUACCUAUGGCCAAGGUUUUGAUUUCCCUCCCAACUAAUCCUGACCUCAAGCUGGCGCCCUGCAUCCUGAAGCCAAGAAAGGCCGUGACUCCUAUCUGCCUUCGAGGCCCCCCUCUGGAAGUCCCUUGUGGCCUCUGCCCUCAGAAGUCGGAACUCUUCCCAGCACCCAUAGGAAGGGCAAGGGCAAAGGCAAACUCAAGGCAACCCAAGGCUGAGGCAUACCCCGUGAAGAGGCUGAGCCUCCCUGAACCCCCGCCCUUCACUGAUACAUUCCAGAGACUGGGGACGUGGGAGCUAUGAGGCUGGGGAAGCCCUGCUUCCAUCCUCACUGCCCCUGUCCUGGACCCAGUGCCAAAUAAAAGGACAAAUGACGGCCCUGGGCUCGGCUCUGUUGCUGUUGGAAGCAGAGUCGGCAGGCAAGGCCCUCUGCCCUGAGGCCCAGGGCAGGGCGAGGCCAGCAGCAAGGCAUCUGUGCAGCAAGGCCCAACGCCCACCGGGGACAGUCCAAGCUUCCUGCGCAGGGACUGCCCCAGCAUCUGAUCUCAGGGUGGGGGAAUAAGCCUUCAUUUCUCAGACGAGGGAACUGAGAGUGCAAGAGGAGACGUGCCUCGCCCGCGGUCACGUGGCAGUGAGUCAAAAACAGGGACACACUGCCAGAGCUGCUGGGAGCCCCCCAAGCCUAGAGGACUAGGUGGCUGGCAGCAGUGACGUCCACUGGGCGUCAUGAUGACAUGAGACAUACCAGAAAGGGUAGACUGCCCAGACUCCAGCUCUUCUUCCCUUCAGUGGGAGGGAACGGGUCUGCCCUUUACUCAGCCAGGGGCCAAGAUGACCUAAAAAGAUAAUAUCCAACAAGCCGCACCCAUGGGGAAGAUAGGGUAUUUCCUAGCUGUAGUGGGUCGAAUCACAGCGCCACUAAAGAUAUGCCCACCUGGACCCUGGGAGCGUGACCGUAUGUGGGAAGAGUCCUUGCAGAUGUAGUUACAUUUUAGGUCUCGAGAUGAAAUCAUCCUGUAUUAUGUGGAUGGGCCCUAAAUCCAGCAACAUGUAUCCUUUUAAGAGUCACAAGAGGGGCCUGCAGGUGGCAGGUUGGUUAAGGCACUGGACUCCCACUUGGCUGGCUGCAGUUUGAAUUCUGGACCUGGUGGCUUGCUUUCUCAUUUUCUUUUUCUCUCUGGUCAAAUUAAAAAUAAUAAUAAAUACAAUUAUUUAUUAAAAAAGAAAAGUCAGAAGACAAGACACAUACUUGGAGGAGGUCAGGUGAAGAUAGAGGCAGAUUGGUGCCACAAGCCCUGCCAGUAGUAAUGACUAGGAAGCCUUCAGAGGGAGACGGCACUGUUGACACCUUACCUUGGGAACUUCUGACCUUCAGGACGGAGAACGUUCAUUGUUUUUGUUUUUUAUUUAUUUAUUUUUUGCUACAGGGCAUGUGCACUCAC
Tupaia belangeri chinensis (Chinese tree shrew) is the source of this 3908-nucleotide messenger RNA. It is a transcript of the gene TTLL3, whose product is annotated as tubulin tyrosine ligase like 3. The record is from RefSeq and is a predicted model, not a curated record. Lineage: Eukaryota; Metazoa; Chordata; Mammalia; Scandentia; Tupaiidae. Gene Ontology annotation, biological process: cilium movement; protein modification process; cilium assembly. Gene Ontology annotation, molecular function: protein-glycine ligase activity, initiating. Gene Ontology annotation, cellular component: microtubule cytoskeleton; axoneme.